CGUGCCCUUGCGAGGAUGUGGAGAACAUAUGCCUGCUGUUGACGUCCGUGGCACCCGACUGGCACCACAGACGUGACAUGGCGUCUCGCCUCCUCGAGUACUCGGUGCUCCUUCAGAAGUACAGGACUCCGCUGCUGGCUGCGAGCUGCGGCGGGGUGUUCAUGGCCAACAUGUUCUACCAUGUGUUCCCGGACAUCUCCUACCGUCAGCUCUACCAGGCCUGGUUCAAAGGACAACCGGUCAGGCUGUCUGACAAGCUCGAAGAUGUCUUCCAGCAGGUGUUGAAGGACUACGGCAUCAGCUCACCCAAGAACUUCUCUGCCUUCGCCUCCUUUGGGUUUCAUCCGGUCGGGGCUGGUGUCCCUUGGCUUUCCGCCGGGGCCAAAAUUGGCAUCCCAGCAAACUUCAACAGCACGCCCGAUGACCCCAGCGGAAUCAGCAACCGCUCCAUUUUCAUCAACGGCAAAUUGGUGGACUGGAGCAGCGAUACCGGCUCGGCUCUGCAGGCGGCGCUGGUGUUUUCCCUCGACGCGCAGAAGUUCGCCGUGGCCCGAGAAGUGGCCCGCUUGCAGUCUGGAGGACCAGUGAUGAGUGCUGCCGUGGCCCCGGUCUGCCUGGGUGGGGUUUGGGUCUACAGCGUGCUCAUGAAGCAGUUGUUUUGGAUCCACGCCGGGCCUCUGCUCCUUCGCGGCGGCGUGAACAUUCUGGCGCUGGGGCUCGGAGCCGUGUCCUACUUGCUCACCUCGGACGCCGUCAGCCAUUGGAUCGACUAUAACUCCGACCGGCGCGCGGCGGGAGUGUCCUGUGUUUACGCCAAAGGAGGGGUGGAGUUUUACGACAAGCUUCUGUCCAGAAACAAGACACUGCGCUCCCUGAUGGGGCAGAAGGGAGAAGAGAUGUACGCUCUGAGCGGAAACCUGUUUCCCUCUCACCUCCUUCGGCUGAAACACACACCGUACACAUCCAGGAGGGAAGAGAUCCUCACUCUGCUGAGGGAGGAAAAAGCUUGAAAAGAAGUGAGACGUCACCUGAACCUGUUGCGACAAAUGCAGUUGUGCUGUUAUCACCGAGUCGACUGCUGCACUGAUGGGGAAGUUCCUGAGCUUUUGUCUUUGAAGCAAAAAAUCCUUACGUGUCAUCCCACGUGUGUUGUUUUGUGCGUUCUAUGAAUCCUGAAGUAGAACAAUAUAAAUGACAAGACUGAGUAUUUAAAAUAUUUAGUGACUGGCGACUUAUUUAUCCAACUAAAGACACAAUUUAGGUGAUUACUAAAUGUGAGAAUAAACAUUUAAUGUUGUUGAA
Molecule: messenger RNA, 1302 nt
Organism: Pseudoliparis swirei
Lineage: Eukaryota; Metazoa; Chordata; Actinopteri; Perciformes; Liparidae
Gene: tmem177
Product: transmembrane protein 177
Source: RefSeq, a predicted model, not a curated record